AUUUUUUAUAUGAUCAGUUACAGGACAGAGAAAUGAAAUAAAAACACAUGUUGUUUGCCAUUGUGCUGCUUCUUUCAUCCAUCUAUCCGUCCUUCUGUUUUCGCCCGCUUAUCCAGGGCCAGGUUGUGGUGCAGCAGGCCAAGCAAAGUAUUCCAGACGCCCCUCUCCCCAGCGACUCUUUCCAGCUCCUCCUGGGGAACCCCUGAGGUGUUCCCAGGCCAGAUGAGAUAUGUAAUCCCUCCAGCGUGUUCUCGGUCUGACCCGGGGCCUCCUACCAGUGGAACGUGCCCAGAACACCUUAACAGGAGGCGCCCAGGAGGAUCCUGAUCAAAUGCCUGAACCACCUCAACUGACCUCUUUCGACACGCAGGAGCAGCAGCUUUUUUUCUAUCCAGAUUAAAACUCAGGUCUUGUAGAAAAACACAACAGAAAAUCUAAAGAUCUCCCAGAACAUAUCCCUUAACGUGAAGACUGAUGCAUUUUAAUAAACUGAGGUAAAACAAAAGUUACUUUAGAUUUCCUUUACUCUGGGUUUCUCUCAGGUCAGUCUGACACACUGAUUCACAUGAGUAGUUUUUGCUGUAGGGCCUCAGACUGCAGGUGUGUUCCUGAACAGAUGAUGGCAGCAGAGGCUUUUUAAGGGCAUUAGGAGUUGGGUUUAAAAAAGAUUCAAGGUUCAAGAAGUUUAUUGUCAUACACAGUAAACACAGUGGUUUACAGCAUACAGUGAAACUCUUCAUUGUUGGUGUCAGUUCAGUUUUCAGUUUUAUCUAUGAAGCCCAAUAUCACAAAUCACAGUUUGCCUCAGAGGCUUUUCAGCACAUGACAUCCCUCUGACCUUUGACCCUCACAGUGGAUCAGGAAAACUCCCCCAAAAAAGCCCAUCGCACUCACUGACUGCUACAACUUCAUCUGACUUGUUGCAAUAUUUUCAGAUUAUUUAAUUCCUUUUUUUUCCUUUCUUCAAACGCUGCCCCCUGUUAACUAUCUGUGACCUUUUAUAUUUUAUAAAUCAGUAACAGCUGUGCAUCUGUCUAUAUGUUAGUGUGUCCAUAUUGUCUCCAUCUGUGUGCAGUCAUUGGUGAAGGGAUUAAAAAACAUUUGCAGAUGAUGUGGCUCUGACAGGCCCCAGUUACAGAGCUGAGAUUGAGCCACUUCUACAACUGGUGCUCAGAUAACUCACUGGUUUUAAGCACAAAGAAAACCAAACAAAUUCACAUCCAUUGCAGAAGAAAAUCCUCUCUGUCCCUAACAGCAAUGCUCGGUUUGCAAAGGCUCAACAGCGUCUCUAAAGGAAGUUUUAACCGUGUUGAUAUUAAGACUUUCAUUCAGAGUAUAUUGACAUUUAGUAUUCAGAGUUGGGGAGGAGGCACUGUCUGUACAAAACAAGAACAAACUGUCUGGAGAACCAACGUGCAGUGUUCCUCGCAUGACACAUCAGAACAUAAUGAAUCUAUCUCAUAAGAUCACAGCCGAUCCACAGACAUCUCUACCUUCAGGGAGCAGGUAUGCAGACUAAAUGAGGCGUCACAACAUCUGUCCCACAAACGAGCUCUGAUCACAUGAUCUUAUUGAUUUCUCAAUGAUCGUGCUUUUUAUGACACUUUUGUGAUGCUUGUUUUAUGUGAUGUGGUGUUGAUGUGUUUCUUUUAUGCUCAGUUGUGCGGAACAAAUCCCCCUCGGAGCAGGAAAGGUUUUAUUUAUUUCUACUCCAGCACGUUUCAGAGGGAAAUAUUGUAACCUACUUUUUACUCAACUGCUUCUCUAACAGGUGUACUAACAGUUACUUUUCAGAUUUAUACUUUGCAUUAAAAACACAAUGAGCCCAUUAAAUACAAGACGUCAAAAAAUAAAUCAGUGGUUCCUCAUGUUUUUGGCUGAUGACCCAUUAAAGGAAAGCAGUGUCUGGUUGGGUCCCUCGUCAUGUUUUAUAGUUGUUAGCAUCCACUUUAGACUUCUCACAUGGUUUAAUUUAAAUAACUGUUUGAGGCCCAAAGAGGUCAGAUUAUCCAAAAUUUCACAACAAAAGCAAAAACUGAAUAAAGAAUUAAUGCAGCAGAGGGGUGAAGGGGUCCGAACUUUCCCUCGGAGGUUGGGCCUUUUUCUUUCGCUAGAUUAACUGGAUUAUAAGAGGAUCACUUUCUGACAGGUUGUCUUAAAUUUGUUGGACUGAAGUGUUUGUGUAUUUUGAUAAUACAAAUUAAAACAUAAAAUCAGUGUUGGGGUGUAACCCCUUAAAUCUGUGGAUGGCCCCAGAGAAACCACUGUGGAAGUCACUGUAUUAAUAAACACUUGACAGCAUUGAUGGAAGACGAAUUCAGGGACCAGUUGCACAAAACUUUGCUUUUUAGGACCAAUAAAAACGAUGAAACAUUACUAUUGCAAUUUCUCUUUCUCUUGAGCUCGACUUACUGGACCAUAAGCACGUCUUAGUGUGAUGCCGUGACACAAAGGCCCUAAAUUGUGACCCCUGAAUUUAUCUUGUGCCUCUAAAUAUAUAUUGGUAACCUUUAAUAUGUUAUGUGGGUGUCUCUCUCUCUCUAAUGCAAUUUUCCCUGGUCAAAGCACAGUCUGACUGGACUACAUCUAUAUUAGAGUGGUCUCCUUAUUAUGGGAUGUUCAUAUAAAGCAGCCCCUUGUCUCUGACAGUCUUCCUGUGCUCUGCAGCCCCCUGCAGGCUCAGGCCGGUACUGCUACAACCAGCCAUAAUAGGCAGUAGGAGUGGAUGAUCCUGAACCGAGCAGUCAGUCUGUCUUCACAAGGAGCACUGCUGUCGGAGGUGAUACCGCCCUCCUCCUCCUCCUCCUCCUCCUCCUCCUGCUGCUGCCAAACCGACCGCCUCGCUUCCAGCUUGACACCGGAGCCGGUGACCGGAGCCACCGGAGCGGGAUGCAUCGAUCUGUUUGGUUGUAGUGCUUCUCUCCGGCGGGUCCUCCAUGCGUCAGGAAUGGAUCAGGAAUCCGGUGCGGCGUCCGCAGGGAGCUUCAUCUCCCUGAACGAGCACGAGCAAAGGUAUUACUCAGGUCUCCACAGCCUGUGCCAGGCGGACCCCUCAGGAGCUCUGUCGUCCAGCAAAGUGGCGGAGCUGUUCAAGGCGUCUCAGCUGCCUCCUGAAGCCCUGCAUAAAGUGACCGAGGUGUGUGGAGCGAAACGUCUGGGCUACUUUGGUACGCCUCAGUUCUUCGUGGCCCUGAAGCUGCUCGCGGCCGCCCAGUCUGGUCUGCCCGUCCACCUGGAGAGCGUAACGACCAAUCUACCUCUGCCCAGAUUCGCUGGGCUGAAGAAUGAAGCAGAGAUGCGAUACCCAACCGUCCCUCCAAGCAUGGACGUUCAGGGGGCUCAGUGUGGGACUGCACCUGGCUCCAUCUCCUGGACUCCAGCAGACAGGAGCACCUUCAGACACCUGGAGGCCAACGUAGAGAGAAAGGAGCCUUGGUCCCCACCACGAUCACCGGCCACUUCACCACCUCGAUCCCCCCUGACCUACCGCGGCUACCCGUAUGCCAAGCAGAGAAACGGGGCUGACUCACAGAUCGGUAAGACAACUUCCAGUCCAGUGCAGACACACCUCAUCUGUUCGAUUUGGGCCUAUGAAAGCAAACAUUCCUCACGGCCGGUCGUUCAGCUGGAGCAGCAUUCCUCGCCCAGUAACUACGGGACCAAACCCACUGUGGAGCAUCCUGCCAUGGCUCGGGCUUCUUCAUCAGAGAGGCUGGACCAGCAGGGAGCAGUAGACUACUCUGACGAUGACCCCUGGAGGAUCACAGAGGAACAGCUGGAGUAUUACACUAAUCAGUUCAAGAGCCUGCAGCCUGACCUGGGGGCUCUCAUUCUGGGAACCAUUGCAAAGAACUUCUUCACAAAAUCCAAGCUCCCCAUACCAGAACUUUCCCACAUAUGGGAGUUGAGUGAUGUGGAUCGAGAUGGAGCUCUGACGUUCUCUGAGUUCUGCACAGCCUUUCACUUGAUUGUAGCACGCAAGAAUGGUUACCCUCUCCCAGAGAGCCUUCCCCCAACCCUGCAGCCAGGGUUCAUGCAGCAGGAAGAGGACAUACCGGAUACUCCUGAGAGUGCAGAGCCUCUUAUUGUGUUUGAUGAUGCUGUUCCACGGCCUAGUCACAUGGAUCGGAGCAUUAUAGAGAGGCUCCAGCCAGGCCUCGCCACGACAAAACAAGAUUUGAGAGAGGAAUCAUGUAAACAAGAUGUGGGUGUGAAGAGGGUGGCAACAUCUCAAGAGAAACAGACUCUGCAACUUCCUGAGAGGCCAGAGCCGCCUCAGGACCUGGACCCACACAUGAGGACAAAAACUAGACCGAGGUCCUACUCCAGCACCUCUAUUGAAGAGGCGAUGAAGAAAGCAGAAGAGCCUCCCACUCCUCCACCUCGACCCCAGAAGACCCACUCCAGAGCCUCCUCGCUGGACCUCAACAAGCUCUUCCAGCAGGGCGCUCCAGGCAUUAAAAGUGGAUGGUUGCCGCCUCCUCCAGCCCUCCCUCCCAGACCAUCAACCUCACAGGUUCCUCAUUUUAUCACCGUAUCAGAGAAAACUCCCCAGAAUAAAGUGCAGCAGCCAAACUUUGCUGACUUCAGUCACUUCAGAGAAGAGGAGGAGAGCAGUGUGAAACCUGAGGAACAGGGGCCGCGCUCUAGAUUUGGAAGAAGUACUGAAGACCUGACGAAUGCUUCGAAACAGGACGUGAUCGGAGUCUCUCACAGUCAGCCGCCACAGAAGCCAGUCCGCAGGAAAUACCACCCAGAGAGCCAGAACCUGGAGACGCUACCUCCACCUGCCAUGCCGUUUCCUACGCCCACCAAACCUGCUCAAAAGCUGCUGUCCAAACAGAAGAGAGAGAUCCAGAUGGCGAUUCGCAAAAACAAGGAAACCAACGCAGUGUUGACGCGCCUCAAUAGCGAGCUCCAACAGCAACUCAAGGUGGUUCACCAGGAGAGGGUCACCUUGGAGUCCCAGCUGGAGCUCCUGCGGCCUCUGGCCUCGACGUGACUGAGCCUGAAGUCUGGUCAGAGUCAUGUUACGUUAAUGUCUUGAUAAAACAUGAAUGUUUGAGCCAAGAUACAGAAAGUUGUCGUCUUUUGUCAUGAAUGCAUUAUAUAUGUGUAAAAGGGGUGACGAUGGGGAUUAACAGGGAUGUGACGCUGGGAUUUCUCUGAUGAUCAGCUCCAGUCUCACAUCCAGAUGUUACUCUGUGUUACUUUUAAUGUUUUACAGGAUUAAACCAUGUUUUUUUUAAACCAUUGUAUGAUAUGCACAUGUAAAUGAUCCUGUUAUUCAUUGUGACGUUCUAACUUAUUUCAGUCUCACCCAUGAGUCUUACCUUGCUUACAUUCAUGUAACAGUCUGUGCCCAUCUUGUCACGACUCAGAUACAUGUUUCAUGUGUGUUACAUGUUCUGUGUUAAUGAUGGGAACUAAAGUGCUCUCGUUCUUUUCUCAGUCUAUGUAUACAGUGCAUUUCAUGUGUAUCCAUGUGUGGUCUAAAGCAAGUAAUGGUGCUACAGAUUAGUUUUGAAUCUGAUUACUUUUUGCACUUAAAGUAAAAAAAAAAACACAUUUGCCAGGUUGUUUUUAAGGUUUGAAAAGCUACGUUAGAUAUGAGUUGGAUUUUGUUAAGCUUCAGAUUUCCAGCCUGCGUACAAGAUUUGAAUGUUGACCCGUCUCACACUGGAUUUGUAUGAAAUAUGGACAUUUUACUUGAAAUUUUGCUCCGUCUUUAACACAGGCACUGUAUGACUUGAUUUUUUUAACCCUUGUAUGUUUGUUAUCACACGAAGAGCUACUUCUGCACUGCAAGUCUGGAGAAAAAAAUUCAGGGCCAAUAAAAAGUCCAGAAAAGCGAAGAAAUAAGCACAAUAUUCCUCUGAGGUUUUGCAAGAUAGAUUUCAAAACAGCUAAUGUCAGGUAGGGUUUUGAUUUCAUCUAUGCAAAGAUGUGGUGCUGCUUCAGCUUGCUUUAGACCAUGUACCAUCAGGAACAAUCAGGAUGUGUGGAGGGAAAAAAAUGACGUGGUUGAAAUACAUGAUGGCAUGCUUGAUACUGCAUGUUUGCUAAAAUGAUGUGAGCCUUGGACUGUAAACUCACCUUGAAUCAUGCACAACUACUGAGCUCUGGGCUGAAGACAAUAAUCAAACUAAUCAAUAAAGUUGUCUAUUUUUAUUGCUUGUGAUUACUUUA
Molecule: messenger RNA, 6189 nt
Organism: Epinephelus moara (kelp grouper)
Lineage: Eukaryota; Metazoa; Chordata; Actinopteri; Perciformes; Serranidae
Gene: reps2
Product: RALBP1 associated Eps domain containing 2
Exons: 19
Coding region: 2726-5002 (758 amino acids)
Biological process (GO): endocytosis; endosomal transport
Cellular component (GO): cytoplasm; plasma membrane
Molecular function (GO): calcium ion binding; protein binding
Source: RefSeq, a predicted model, not a curated record